AUGGUUAAGCAUAGUGAGUUGUUGGAACAAUUUAGAGACCUUAGUUUAGUUUGUGAAGUGACACCAGAAAGUAUUAAAUUGGGAAUGUUGAAGGUAACUAGUGGACUAUUGGAAGAGAUUGAAAACAACCAGGAAUUGGAUUUAUACCUUUUAGACAAGUUACAGUCAAUGGACCAAGGGAGAGAACCUGAUUUUAAAAUAGGUGUGGAUGAAAUUUUGAGAUUUAAGGAGAUAAUUUGUGUUUCCGAUGUAGAGGAGUUAAGAAAGAUGAUCUUAGAGGAGGGACAUAGGAGUUGUCUAAGUAUUCACCCUAGAGCCACAAAGAUGUAUAAGGACCUCAAGAAGAUAUUUUGGUGGCCCAAAAUGAAAAAAGAUGUUGCUGAGUUUGUGUAUGCUUGCUUGACUUGUCAAAAGUCAAAGGUAGAAUACCAAAAACCUUCAGAGUUUACCUAUAACAAUAGUUUCCACUCUAGCAUUGGAAUGGACCCUUGUGAGGCGUUGUAUGGGAGAAGGUGUAGGACCCCUCUGUAUUGGUUUGAGACGAGUGAUAACCUUGUGUUAGGACCUGAGAUUGUUCAACAGACUACUGGUAAAGUAAAAAUGAUUCAGGAAAAGAUGAGAGCAUCUCAGAGUAGGCAAAAGAGUUACCAUGAUAAAAGAAGGAAAAACCUCGAAUUUCAAGAAGGUGAUCAUAUAUUUCUGAGAGUUACUCCAACAACUAGGGUUGGUCGGCCAUUAAAAAUGCGAAAGCUUACUCCUCGGUUUAUAGGACCUUACCAAAUUCUUAAACGUGUCGGUAACGUAGCAUAUCAGAUCGCGUUGCCUUCGUCUCUUUCUAAUCUUCAUAGUGUCUUUCAUGUGUCUCAACUUCGCAAGUACAUUUUCGAUCCCUCACACGUGAUUGAGUCAGACAAGGUCCAAAUAAAAGAUAAUCUAACUUUUGAGACCUUACCGCAACAGAUUGAAGACCAAAAGACCAAAGAAUUAAGGGGUAAGACGAUUUCAUUCGUUAAGGUUGUCUGGGGAGGUGCUACUGGUGAAAGGGUGAUAGCGUUUCAGCAAGUGUACUGA
Cicer arietinum (chickpea) is the source of this 1071-nucleotide messenger RNA. The record is from RefSeq and is a predicted model, not a curated record. Lineage: Eukaryota; Viridiplantae; Streptophyta; Magnoliopsida; Fabales; Fabaceae.